This is a messenger RNA of Ceraceosorus guamensis, 882 nucleotides long. RefSeq names its product Pre-mRNA-splicing factor 3. The annotation marks the transcript as partial. Gene Ontology annotation, cellular component: U4/U6 x U5 tri-snRNP complex. The record is from RefSeq and is a predicted model, not a curated record. The transcript is spliced from 2 exons. Gene Ontology annotation, biological process: mRNA splicing, via spliceosome. NCBI's taxonomy places the organism in Eukaryota, Fungi, Basidiomycota, Exobasidiomycetes, Ceraceosorales, Ceraceosoraceae.
ACGCCAAUCGACUCUUACGUGCAGCAUCCCAUUCCGAUACCAGCUCCCACCGACAAGAUCGCAGUCGAAGCGCGAGGAGUGAUGUUGACCAAGAAAGAGAUGAAGAAGAUGCGGAAGCAAAGAAGAGCAGUGACAUUGCAAGAUCGCAGAGAUCGUAUCAAGAUGGGACUCUUGCCACCUGACCCACCCAAGGUAAAACUGAGCAACCUUAUGAGGGUGCUGACGAGCGAAGCGGUUGCUGAUCCGACAAAGGUGGAAGCGAAGGUCAGGAGAGAGGUCGCAGCGAGAAAAGAGGCACACGAGAGAGCCAAUAAGGAGAGAAAGCUGACAAAGGAUGAGAGGUGGCUCAAGGAGGAAGGCAAGAGACAAAAAGACGAGAUGAAAGGUGUCUUUGUCAGUGUGUACAAAAUCCUGCAUCUCGCGUCGCCUUCGCACAAAUUCAAAGUGCGAGCCAAUGCGAAGCAAUUCGGUCUCACGGGGCUUUGCAUCUUUCAUCCUUCAUUCGCGUUGGUGGUAGUGGAAGGAGCAAGCAAAGGGAUGAAGGGAUACAAGAGGCUGAUGACGCAUCGUAUCAACUGGAACGAUCCCGGACGCGUGCGAGGGGAAGAAGCGGACGAAGAGGAGGAGCCGGACGAAGCGCAACAUGUUGGCGGCUCGACGCAGCAACAUCAACAACAAUCACAGCUGGAGGCUAUCGACUGGAGCUCGAAUUAUUGCUCCCUGUUGUUCGAGGGACCCAUCAGGGAGAGAUUGAUCUCAAAAGGCUUCGUUCUAAGGAACGUCGAGUCGGAUGCGGAGGCCAAGGAGGUUCUGGGCCCGAGAAUGGAAAGCUAUUGGGGACUUGCAAAGAGGGAAGGGGCUGUGGAAGGAGACGUCAUCUAG